Molecule: messenger RNA, 1875 nt
Organism: Pyricularia pennisetigena
Lineage: Eukaryota; Fungi; Ascomycota; Sordariomycetes; Magnaporthales; Pyriculariaceae
Exons: 3
Coding region: 1-1875 (624 amino acids)
Biological process (GO): protein polyubiquitination
Molecular function (GO): metal ion binding; ubiquitin protein ligase activity
Source: RefSeq, a predicted model, not a curated record
AUGUCAGCACCGAACAACCCCGAAGUCCGCCACAUGAGAUCCGGAAGCCUCGUCAUCCCAUCUACGCAAGGAGGACGGGGGAAUGGCGCCAUGAGCAACAACAGCAACAACAUGCCAGGAAAUCAGCGAUUUGAUGGGCCGAGAAGCCCUCCGAACACUGCACACGUUCCGUGCAAGUUCUUCAAGCAAGGCGCAUGCCAGGCCGGAAACGCAUGCCCGUUUAGCCAUGACCUCAGCAACGCGACAGAGAACGUCUGUAAAUACUUUGCAAAGGGCAAUUGCAAAUUUGGACCGAAAUGCGCCAACAUCCACGUCCUACCUGACGGCCGACGCAUCAACUAUGGAAAGAACGGUGUCACGAUAGCUGCCGCUCCGAUAAACCUCGGAAGCCGAGUCAACCCACCUACAUACCCGCACACCUCCAACAGCGCUCUGACGAAUUCGUUCAUGCGAAACCCCGAUGCAUAUGGCGGACCGAACCCCUACCUGGCGCCAGAAGAUCAGUAUGGUGGGCAUCAACUGGGUCGCCAACCAAGCAUGGAAAACGGUGUGCCCACGAUCGAUACUACCUACUCUUCAAACCCCGCCUCAAUGUAUGGCUCGCCCAGAGACGAUGAUCUCAACAGGUUCGGCAUGGGCCUGUCUCCUGUCGCAUACAAAGGCCUCUCAGUUCUCGACGCCCCUUUGCCGGCCUCGUUCGACUCAAACGGCAUCUCGCAUGCGGCUCGCUAUGGACCGUGGCCUUCAUCAAUGCCUUCCAAGUUUGGCCUCGAAUCUGCAUCAGCUUCCCUGAGCACCCCUAAAGAUCCCCGUACAUCUGAGACGCUCAAGCUUUUACACACGUCGGCUUUUGGAAGCAGUGAUCACCUGUCCCCUGCAUCCCACGAGUCUGCUGUCGCUAUAGGCAACAGUCCGCCUGUGAAUGGCGACGAGGAAUAUUUUGGCAAGCGCAUGAUGCACUCCUCAUCGCGCUUCGCCAAGCCCAAGAUGCUGAGUGCAAGUGCACCAAAGGGCGAUCGAGACGACUGGGACCCGGGUUUCAUGUUCUUCGAGGAGGACUACAUCCCCAGCACUCUGGCCAACGACGUUUUGACUCCUCAGGAGAAGGCUCGACGUGGCUCCGUCCGCCUCACGGACGAUCCUGCCACAUCUUCUGGCGUCAUAGGCAAUGGGAGUGAUGCGUCGUCGUUGCCCAAAUUCGGAAGCCUGGGAGCCAGUCCAAGCAGAUGGGGCCCCUUGUUCCAGAGAUACCGCUCCGAGGAGGAGAGCGAUCCCAACCACCAUGGCCACCGUAUGAUCCCCGGAAAAUCCAUGAAGAACGUCGCCUCCGUCUUUGGCCACGUUGGCAGUCCUCUCCGGAAUUCUAGCUUGGCCAUCGACGCAGAGAUGGAUAGCCUGGCCAACGGCAACGGGUCCCCAAGCCAUCGAUCACGGAGCGAGUCGCUCACCGCACUCACCCAGCAGUUACAAAGCACAAAGAUUGGCGACAUCAACAACAGUUCAAGUCCGCGUCUGCACCCAAACUCAGCUAGGGGCAUCAACGGCACUGGCCUGGGCUCCUCCAGCUUGUUGGGCGGCAGGGACAGAGACUUUGACCCGCGUGGUUCAACGCAGCGGAAUGUCAGCAGUGGCUCGAUCAGUUCAUCAGGCAGGUUUACCACGCCAAUUGAUGAGGAGGACUCUGCCUUUGUGUUCAGUAUGGAGGAAGAAGACGACGCAGCUGCGGCUCAAAACCACAUGCGCACGAAAAAGCGCGCAUCGGGUGGACUUGGGGCUACUGGCUGGAGCUAUGCCGGCGUCGCUGCCGGUAACGCUAAAAACGGGUUAUCUAACGGCAGCAAGGGACGAGAUGGCCUUGGGGUCAGUGGUCGAUGA